Messenger RNA from Rhagoletis zephyria (snowberry fruit fly), 1264 nucleotides. It is a transcript of the gene Targ1, whose product is annotated as Terminal ADP-ribose protein glycohydrolase 1. Gene Ontology annotation, biological process: peptidyl-glutamate ADP-deribosylation. The record is from RefSeq and is a predicted model, not a curated record. Lineage: Eukaryota; Metazoa; Arthropoda; Insecta; Diptera; Tephritidae.
AUCACAAAAGGCAAUAAAAUCUGCCAGCAAUGAAAAUUCAUUUGUUAACAUAAUUUCAACCUAAAAAUAGGUUUAUGCACAUAGCAAUAACAUUCGCAAAGUCAAAAGAUUAUGAUUUAAUAUCCCUAAUAUUUUUAACAUCAAUUUAACCGCAACAAACCUUAGAAUAAGAUUUUACAUUAAGCGCUAUAAGAGCGAUGUCGAAUAUUUCCACUGUGAGAAUCACAAACCUAUGCAAUAGUGAUGUAAUAAGUGCAAUGUACACUUGCCGCACGAAGUAAAGACUCAGCAGGUUAACACAAUGACAUUUCUAAACAAUACUGAAGUCAAAUACAAAAGCUCAAUUCUAAGUUUUAACAAAAGAAUGUAAUUUAAUAGUUUUUGGUAACUACAUACAACACUGUUAUUUGAAGUGAAUAAAAAUCAAAUUAAAGGCAUUCCAAGAAAACGAGUUUUUCUCCAUCUAGAAAACACUUGUGCUCUUUCAUACUACACUAUAAAAUUUGUGAUUUAACUAAUUUCGAUUCUAACAAUAUAUGUAUAUUCUAGAUCAGUUAACAACACUCAAACACCAAUUAUCCUUUCACUCAACUGUUGUUCAAAAUUUCUGCCCCAACAUGUCAUCGGAUGCGAAAUUCAAAUUGUCUGAAAUCGAAGGUGAUCUCUUUAGCGCCCCAGAGGAACAUUCGCUUGCACAUUGCGUUGGCGCCGACUUUGCAAUGGGUGCAGGCAUUGCUGUAAAGUUCAAACAAAUCUACGGACGUGACAAACUACUGGCCCAGGAUGUAAAAUCUGGCGGUGUAGCCGUUUUACAAGAUAAAGAACGUUACAUUUAUUAUUUGGUGACAAAGCCACAAAGUUGGGGUAGUCCUACCUAUGAUAGCCUGCGCUCAUCACUGACUGCUAUGCGUGAGCAUAUGCGUAAAAAUAAUGUACACAAAUUAGCUAUACCCCGUAUUGGCUGUGGUAUCGAUGGUCUUGAAUGGGACAAAGUAAGCGCCGAAUUAAGCAAGGUGUUCGGUGACGAAGAGCUUGAAAUUGUAGUUUACAAUUUUGUACCUAAGUAAUGUCAUGCAGUAAGUGAUAACUUGAAUAUGGAGCUGAUCAUUUACUUAGAUUGAGCGGGAUGACUUCGUUAAUUAAUGCUAAGCAUUACUGGCAAAAUGUAUAUAAUGUAUGUAGGUAUAUUAUGCAUAUUAUGCAUAUUUGUACUAGAACCUGAGACUUGUUGUAAUAAAUGUUAAAAUCCAUAUAUUACAGUUAA